CGUCACAGGUUCUUUUAUUUACCUUUCGCGACACAACUUACAGAUGUUAUAUGUAAAAAAAAAAAAAGCCAAAAAAACCCAUCGAAGAUGUCAGGAAACCUUUCCUUCCGUCAUUUCACCUCACCUGGCGUCUCAUUAGCUACCCAGACCAGCGCUCAGCUUCGCAGUCAGGCAGCCUCUGGCGAGCAUGCAGUAAACAGCGCCGAGUCCAGGCACGAACACAGGGUGAGGAGGGUUCGCCAGUCUCUUCCCCACCAUGGCUUUGUGGACGUGGAUGUUUGAUACCCUACCUGUCUUCCCAGUUCCGCUCGUCACUCAAGCCAAGAAAAGAGAGUAAAAAAGCGACUAAUAGGGAUGCCAAAGGAAAAAUAUGAUCCUCCAGAUCCUCGCAGAAUUUAUACCAUCAUGUCAGCAGAGGAGGUAGCCAAUGGGAAAAAAUCUCACUGGGCAGAAUUAGAAAUCUCGGGUAGAGUGCGGAGCUUAAGUACGUCACUUUGGUCAUUGACACACUUGACAGCACUGCACCUAAAUGACAAUUACCUUAGUCGCAUUCCACCUGAUAUUGCCAAGCUUCAUAAUCUGGUUUACCUGGAUCUGUCAUCCAAUAAACUCAGAAGUUUACCAGCAGAACUAGGAAACAUGGUGUCUCUCAGGGAAUUGCUUUUAAAUAACAAUCUGUUACGGGUUUUGCCUUAUGAACUUGGUCGGCUCUUCCAGCUACAAACUCUAGGUUUGAAAGGCAAUCCUUUAUCACAGGAUAUUCUCAAUUUAUACCAGGACCCAGAUGGAACCCGAAAGCUACUGAACUUCAUGCUUGACAAUCUUGCAGUUCAUCCAGAGCAGCUUCCUCCGAGGCCAUGGAUUACAUUAAAAGAACGAGACCAAAUUCUGCCAUCAGCAUCAUUCACGGUUAUGUGUUACAAUGUGUUAUGUGAUAAAUACGCCACCCGGCAGCUAUACGGCUAUUGCCCAUCCUGGGCAUUAAACUGGGAAUACAGGAAAAAGGGAAUUAUGGAAGAAAUUGUUAACUGUGAUGCAGAUAUCAUUAGUCUUCAGGAAGUGGAAACAGAGCAAUACUUCACUCUCUUUCUGCCAGCAUUGAAGGAGCGUGGAUAUGAUGGAUUUUUUUCUCCAAAGUCACGUGCCAAAAUCAUGUCUGAGCAGGAGAGAAAGCAUGUGGACGGUUGUGCAAUAUUCUUCAAAACAGAAAAAUUUACAUUGGUGCAAAAGCAUACAGUGGAAUUCAACCAAGUGGCAAUGGCUAAUUCAGAUGGAUCCGAAGCUAUGCUGAACAGAGUGAUGACAAAAGAUAAUAUUGGUGUCGCUGUGGUAUUAGAGGUCCACAAAGAACUAUUUGGAACAGGUAUGAAGCCUAUUCAUGCUGCAGACAAACAGCUGCUUAUAGUGGCAAAUGCCCACAUGCAUUGGGACCCAGAGUAUUCUGAUGUGAAACUCAUCCAGACCAUGAUGUUUGUCUCAGAGGUUAAAAACAUCCUGGAGAAAGCCUCCAGUAGGCCUGGCAGCCCAACUGCAGAUCCUAAUUCCAUCCCGCUGGUGCUAUGUGCAGAUCUUAACUCAUUGCCAGAUUCAGGUGUCGUGGAAUAUUUGAGCAAUGGAGGAGUAGCUGACAACCAUAAAGACUUCAAGGAACUAAGGUACAAUGAGUGUCUUAUGAACUUCAGCUGCAAUGGGAAGAAUGGAAGCUCAGAAGGGAGAAUCACACAUGGCUUCCAACUGAAGAGCGCCUAUGAAAAUAACUUGAUGCCUUACACCAAUUACACCUUUGAUUUCAAAGGCGUGAUUGACUACAUUUUCUAUUCCAAGACUCAUAUGAACGUGCUUGGUGUCCUGGGGCCUUUAGAUCCUCAAUGGCUGGUUGAGAACAACAUCACUGGGUGUCCACACCCUCACAUCCCUUCAGACCACUUCUCACUGUUAACACAACUUGAACUCCACCCUCCACUUCUGCCUCUUGUCAAUGGUGUUCACUUGCCUAAUCGGAGGUAGUGGAGUACUGCCCCGCAAAGACGGGGGGAUCUGUUGCUAUGGACCUGUACAGUUGUAAAUCAAAGUAUGUAGGAGUGAAGUAUGGCCAUCCUUAAGCUGCUUCUUCAGGUUCCUUUCAUUAUGUGUUUGCUCUAAGAUUUUGUACAUUUUUGUGCAUAUUGGUAUCAUUUGGCACUAGGGCUGGAACCAAAGUAUUACUCUUUCCAAAUUUUUAAUUUAACAUGUUUUUAAAUUGGACCUCCUUCAUAUUAUAUUAGGAGUCAACAUUCAUAAGUAAUAAAUCACCAAUUCAAGGCCCAACAAGAGUGUGUUUUUCCAAAACAAAUAACUUUCUUUUGAAUGGUUUCAAAUGAGCCAACCAUUUUUGUAAAAGACAAUUUUUAAAAACUAAAAAGACGACACUUUAAACUGAAUGAUGGCAUGCCUUACAGGAAAAAUUUCUUGGAUUUCUGUUUUCCAUUAUAACAAAACUGAUUUUUGGCUCCCCUAGUCUUUUGCACAUUAACAAAGCACUUAAAUUUGCUAGAUCUGUACAUAAACUAUGAUACAGCCUUUAACCAUAAUAUGAAAAAUAGAGAAAUUAAAGAUGGUUGCACAAUAUGCUUUUGAAAUCAAACAUUUGACAGCACAUGACAGUUUGUUGGGCAAGUGCUGGUUAUUGGUUUUUUUUUUUUUUUUUUUUUGAGGAAUCACUCUGUAUCUAGUUCCUCUAUUAGUUAUAACCUCAUUAGAAGUAUUAAUUUUAAGCCUUUCUCUCCAGUUUAUUUAUUGGGAAACAGUGGGUAAUUUUUACUGCCACAUAUCUUGAAAAUAGAAUUUGUUAUAUUUAGGAUGCCCACAAAAUUAGUGUCCAGUAUUUUUCAUUAUUCUCAUCCACCUUUUUCUGCCUGGUUGUGCUAGAGAAACAGGUAUUAUAUGAUCUGUAUAAUUUUUGCUGUUAUAGUCAAAUGUUUUAAAAACAAACAACUACUGAAUGAAAAGGCCCUGAUCAAAGUUUUAAAAGGGAAAAGCGAUACAAAUAUCUCAUUUGUUUCCUGAAGUAGGACAAGUGGCUAUUGGUUUUGGCUUUUUGAAGUAACAAUGGAAAGGAUUUGGCGGGGGGAGAGAACAGGGAGUAGCUGAAAACCUCUGAUCAUUUUUCCUGACUCUAGUUGCCAAAUGGCCAUUAUAUGCUUUUAAUCUUUGUUUCCGUUGUCUGUCAGGGUUGAAUUAAGAAGCUACUGGUUUAUUCCCAACUGUUGAUGCUCUUUAGAAAUGUUGGAAUCCUUUUUUUGCCCAGGAGGGGCCAGUUGAAAAUGUGUGACUCAAGAGGCAGUUAACGUAAUACCGUUUUCUGGGGGAAAAAUUGGUUGGCUACUUGAUGUUAAUUAUGGCACAGUUAACAGGAAAAGGUUGUGUCUGUGUUUUUAAGUUUUUCUUUAUUCUGCUUUUUUGCUGCUAUAAGAGUUUUCUGAAAUUUAUAUUUUAAACUUUUCAUGCACUUUACUGUUUCUAGUCUCAAAAUGUGAUAUUUUUAAUAAACAAGAAAUUUUCCAUUAUGUGAAUGAAAUUUUAAAAGAAAAUAGCCUAUAUUUGUGUCUCACUAAUAUAUAAAGUACAGGUCAAAUUUAAAUUAUUUAAUUAGUUUUAAAUAUAUACAAUUUGCCUCUUCUUUCAAACCUAACAUCUUAGGCUGUUUUAUUAGUCUUAAAUGAUGCAUUUCCUUUGGUCAUUUUAUACUAAUUUCUUCCAUAGUAAAUUAAUCAGGCUAUAUAAGAUAAUAUUUCCCCAGAAGGAUAAUUUUAGUGGGACGAGGGUGGUGGGAUGAUGUAAUGUCAUAAUGGGAUUGCAUCAGAAGGGUUCUGUAAAGCCUAAAACUCCCUUUUAAAAGUGCCUAGUGAUAGAGGCGUUGUUUGUCAUCUAUUAUAAUUGGAAUGUCAUUGUCGUUGAGUGAAGUUUGAUGUAAAUAAAAUAUUCUUUUAAAAAUGGUAAAGUACCAGAAUAAACAAACAAAUAAACAACCCUUAAGAUGACAGAUUUUCCUCAAUGUGCAGGUAUCCCUUCUUAUAUACCUCAAACAUUCAACAUCUAGCCAUGCAAAUUGAUUACCUGAACCAUAGUACUGGAAAGUAGAAUAGCAUGAAAAACUUAAUUUUGUGGACAUUACCUUUUUUUGUAAUCAGCUACUGUAUGUUUUAUUUGAAAUCUUUUGUUUUGGGUGGGUUUUCUGCUCUGGAGGUAUAUGCACUAACAAAACAUUUUCCUCCUUUCAUAUACGCAUGUUAAUUAGCAAUGUGAGCAAUAUUUCCUACCAUACUUCACUCCCAAUAUUUUUUGAGAUGUUUGUAUAAAAUGGAAUUUAAAGUUCACUUAUGAUUGUAUAUGAACCACAGAGGAGCCCAUUUAUUAAUAAAAAACUUUUUUAAUAGUUAAAUGUAGAGGGGAAAAAAUAAAAAAAAUUGGGAAACAUUGUAAACAGCUUAAGUUUAUUUUGUGUAUGAUCGAGGCACUCUGUUGCAGGAAGGUGUGUAAUUGGGUUCUCUCUGCUUCCAAAUGCACUCUUUCAAACCAUUCAUUAUCCUGUGUAUUUUUAAUGUGGUUUUAGUAAAUGUUGGUAGUAGCUCUGUUGAAGUAGGUAAUUGUGUUAUGUUUUGGGUGGCACACACACUUGGGGCAUGGUAACCCAAAUUUCAUGUGCACGGUUUCCCUUUAGCCCACUGCCCAAAUUUCACACACCUUUCACCCUUUGUUCCCUUUGUAAAAGGAGUGGUAUCUGUUUUGAGCUGCCAAUUCAGAUGAUCAGAAAUGCUGCUCUCCUCAGUAUUGUCUUGUUAAAACGCAUGCCAUUUGGAACUUUGGCAGUGAGAAGCCAAAAGGAAGAGGUGAAUGACAUACGGUAUAUAGUCAGUGAAAGUAAAUAUUUAUGCUUAUAUACUUUCUAGUUCUCAGAAUAAGUUUAAUAAGCUUUAUGCCAUAGGGCUGCUGCAUAUUUUAUCUGAAGUUAAGAGAAAAUUUGGGCAUUUUUAGGUUGUGAUAAUGUGGUUUUUUUUUUUAACUGUUAAAUAUGAUUUCUGGUACUUGUGUAAGAACUGGAGUGUUCUUUAAAUUUAUUAAAACAGUGUUGUUUGAGGAAGGGAAAACUGCACUGUUUGCUAUUACAGCAGUCAUACAAGUGCAUGUCAAGUCACCCACUCUCUCAGGCAUCAGUAUCCGCCUCAUAGCUUUACACAUUUUGAUGGGGAAUAUUGCAGCAUCCUCAGGACUGACAUCUGGGAAAGGCUCAAAUCCACUUACUGCUCCUUGCUUGUUGACUUUGUUUUAAAAUAUUGUGCCUGGUGUCAACUUUUAAGCAACAGCACUGCCUAAAAGCAAGCAGAGAACAGAAUCCCAGCACCAUUCUAUAGGCAACUUUUUAGAAUUCAGAUAAUAGUAAAUCUGUUCAAGAUUUAUGAUGUUUUAUGUAAAAAAAAUUUUGUACAACGUAGCUGAAUAUUUUUGUUUCAUUUCUUUGAUGUAAGGCGUGUGAACGUUUGUUUGGAUAUCACAUGUAAAAGUCAGGUAAUGGCACAAUGGGUUUUGAGACCAGCUUCCCUUCCCCCCCAUUUGCCUUGUUCCAAGCUCUUUCUUUUCAUAUUACUUUUCUGAUUUUCAUAGGCAGAUAUUUAAUUUUACUAAUAAGCAUCCUGUGUGAAUGUAUUAAAGAAGCCACUGUGUUUUAGUGUUGUAGUUUGCAGAAAUAUAAAGCUUCGUUUCUUAUUUGUCCCUAUUAUUUGGUGUGUUAUGGUUAUGUAUUGAAUCACAGAGAAGGGAGAAAGCUGAAAGGAUACCUAAGGCUCGUAUCACUUGAUUCUAUGGUGGGUUGUAUUAGAAUUGAGGAUGUGGCACAUUAAAACUGGAACAUGGGCAAACAUAACUGUGUUCCAUUUUAAAAUUG
Zalophus californianus (California sea lion) is the source of this 5920-nucleotide messenger RNA. RefSeq names its product CCR4-NOT transcription complex subunit 6 like (gene CNOT6L). The transcript has 12 exons. The record is from RefSeq and is a predicted model, not a curated record. NCBI's taxonomy places the organism in Eukaryota, Metazoa, Chordata, Mammalia, Carnivora, Otariidae. Gene Ontology annotation, biological process: nuclear-transcribed mRNA poly(A) tail shortening. Gene Ontology annotation, molecular function: poly(A)-specific ribonuclease activity; protein binding. Gene Ontology annotation, cellular component: CCR4-NOT complex; cytoplasm; nucleus. Bases 355 to 2007 code for a protein of 550 amino acids.